CAAAUGACUGCGUAAGAAGAAAACUGAGAUUGGCUACGUGUAGGUGUUUGGAGUGGGGUCCACAAUCCACCAUCUCCAUCCAUUCCAUCCGAGAAACCAUAGACACAGUAGAAAAGGCCAGAUCCAAACCCAACGUAACCUCGCUUCGUGCCUAUCCUCCACCCUCACCCUCACCCUUUCCUCCUCUCCAUCUUUACCCAUUUUAUUUUAUAAUAUUAUAUACAUCACAUUAUUUUCUCUUCUUUUCUUUCCUUUUUACCAUUUUCAGUUCACAGGGUUAGGUCUUGCUCCCUUGUCUGGUCUGGUGUGCAAUUCCCAUACCAAUAACAAUACACCCAUUUUACCAUUCAAUAUACCUAUAGUCAUCCUCUCCUUCGUUCUGAAAAUCGUAGAUUUUUGUUUUAGGGUUUCUCUUAUAUAAUCUUUUCGUAACACAAAAAAAAAUCACAUAAAUCUUCCUUUAUAUUUAUUACUAUUUCGUUUUUUCUUUGGAUUAAUUAACUAGGCUUGAGCUAUCCGAAUAAUAAUAAUAAUAGUUUCGGAGAAUGGAAAAGAAAAAGGUAGCAGUUCCCCUCGUGUGCCACGGACACUCUCGCCCCGUGGUUGAUCUCUUCUACAGUCCCGUUACGCCCGAUGGGUUUUUCCUCAUCAGUGCCAGCAAGGAUUCUAGUCCUAUGCUCAGAAAUGGAGAGACUGGAGAUUGGAUUGGAACAUUUGAAGGGCACAAAGGUGCUGUGUGGAGUUGCUGCUUGGAUACCAGUGCCUUACGUGCUGCAACUGCUUCUGCUGAUUUCUCAACGAAAGUUUGGGAUGCUUUGACUGGAGAUGAAUUGCACUCUUUUGAGCAUAAGCACAUUGCUCGAGCAUGUGCUUUUUCUGAGGAUACUCACCUUUUACUUACUGGGGGAGUUGAGAAAAUUCUCCGAAUCUAUGAUAUGAAUCGGCCUGAUGCACCACCCAGAGAAGUGGAUAAAUCUCCUGGUUCUGUCAGAACUGUUGCCUGGCUUCAUAGUGACCAGACAAUAUUGAGUUCUUGUACUGAUAUGGGAGGUGUCAGGUUAUGGGAUGUAAGAAGUGGUAAAAUAGUCCAGACACUGGAAACCAAGUCAUCUGUGACAAGUGCUGAAGUGAGUCAGGAUGGCCGUUAUAUAACAACUGCUGAUGGUUCUACUGUAAAGUUUUGGGAUGCAAAUUACUAUGGAUUGGUGAAGAGCUAUGAUAUGCCCUGCACUAUCGAAUCAGUUUCUCUGGAACCUAAGUAUGGGAACAAGUUUGUUGCCGGGGGAGAAGAUAUGUGGGUUCACGUGUUUGAUUUCCAUACAGGGAAUGAGAUUGCAUGCAACAAGGGGCACCAUGGUCCUGUCCACUGUGUUCGUUUUUCUCCUGGUGGAGAAUCCUAUGCCUCAGGAUCUGAGGAUGGAACCAUCAGAAUAUGGCAGACUGGCCCCUUGACCCUGGAUGGCUCGGAGACUGUGUCUGCAAAUGGUUCAGUUGAUAAGGUGAAGGUUACUGCAGAUGAGGUUUCGCAUAAGAUUGAGGGUUUUCAAAUUGCAGAUGAAGGGAAAUCUAAAGAAAAAGACGAGGCUGUGGAGGAAUCAAGCUAAUAGUCGUGCAUUUUGUCUGGCAGAGUGUUAGAAUUAACUAGAUCAAGUGCCUUAUGUACGUGAUUAGUAAACUAAAUUUUGUAAAUUUUAGUUUGUGUUUGAGAUUUUACUGAAUUGAACGAGCUUGUUGCAGCUGGCUGAAAUAAGUUCUGUUUGCUUUUAUUUCAAUUCUGACAUGGGAGUUUAUGGAAUAUAGGUAAUGACUUGGUAUACUUGUUCAAGAAUCAUGGCCACUAAAACGGCUUUAAUCUAUAGAUUCUGGCCAGUUUAAUUUUGGCCGGGACUUGCGCUCUAGUA
Glycine soja is the source of this 1901-nucleotide messenger RNA. RefSeq names its product serine-threonine kinase receptor-associated protein-like. Gene Ontology annotation, molecular function: protein binding; RNA binding. Gene Ontology annotation, cellular component: SMN complex. Lineage: Eukaryota; Viridiplantae; Streptophyta; Magnoliopsida; Fabales; Fabaceae. The transcript has 7 exons. Gene Ontology annotation, biological process: spliceosomal snRNP assembly. The record is from RefSeq and is a predicted model, not a curated record. The coding region runs from base 546 to 1604 and encodes 352 amino acids.